Molecule: messenger RNA, 6678 nt
Organism: Linum trigynum
Lineage: Eukaryota; Viridiplantae; Streptophyta; Magnoliopsida; Malpighiales; Linaceae
Source: the annotation of a GenBank genome assembly
CACAUCUUUUAUGAGUUGAAUACAUUGUUUGAGUGCAAUCUCAAAGUCACUUUUGUUUUCUUAGUUAUUUGAUAAUACAUAGUAAGUUCUAGAGAGCUUAUAGUAGUUAAAUCUAGGAAGGACUAGAGGAACUUUGAUUAGUUAGACUCGAUUUUUGCAGUUUAGUUAAGCUCAAGAUAGCUAAAUUGUAUCUCACAAUUGCUCGAACAUAACAUAACUACAUCAAAUUAAAUAAAAUAUAGCUCACACUACUUGAAGAUUGGACUAACCCAACUCAACGAUACUCCCUGUAACUCAAGUCGACGAUAGUGAUAAAAAUAGCUAGAAAUAAGUGACGCUCGCUGUUGGAAAUCGUUGAAGUAGUUUAGUGGUGUAAAACAAUUGGUGCCACAUAUCACAUUGUACUUGUACGAACACAUUCAUGAAGAAGACGCUACAUGAUUGACAAGUGCACUAAUAGUGAGUAGGAAUGACAAAAAUAUCCGUAGCUGUGGAUAUCCGCCCGAAUCCAGCCUAAUCGGGUAGGGUAAUACCUAAACCCGAAAGACAUUUAGUGGGUACGGGUAAAACCCGAAUAAGAAUAUUGCGGGUAAUGGGUGGGCAUGAGUUUCUCACUAUCCAACCCAAACCGCCCGAUUUUACACAUGCAUAUGUAUUUUGUCUAGAAAUAAUAAUUAUUUUUCUCUAACAUAUUUUAUAUUUAGCAUAUAAAUAUAAUAUUUUCAUGAAAGUGUGUUGUUAUAAUUAAUUUUCUUCAUUCUAGUGAAUUAUUGUCGUACUUUCCCUCUUACGUAAUGUGAGAAUACGUGCGAAUUUUAACAUAUUGGUUGGAGUUAUGAAGAGAAAUUACUACCCAUGGAUAACCAUAGAUACCCGAAACCCGAACGGGUAUGAGUAUGAUUUUAAUUUUCUACCCGUUUCACAUGUGGGUAUGGGUAUAUGUAAAACCCAAACUACUUUGAGUGGACUAAUAGAUAUGCACUAUCCGCCUCCGACCCGACCUAACCCAUUGCCAUCCCUAAAAUUAGUGAGUGACACAUGGUAAAAGGAAGAAGAAAAAACAACUAGCCAUCUAUUGUAGAUAGACUCGAUUAGUUACUUGCAUAUAAGCCUAAAGACAAUGAGUUUUGGAACUAGCAAUGGUGGUUAUUUGCAGAUAACCAUAGGGUGAUAUAAUCCUUGAUCCUUGUUUGGCCUUAACUAGCUGGAGGUUUAUAUGAGGUUUUGACCACUCAUUAAACAAGAACAAAAUAAGGAAAAAGAUGAAUAUUCAUUGAUUAGCCGGACCGAAACCGAUACUCUUGGGCCAUCCAAGAAUGACUGCAAGGCAUAAGCUAGUAGUUGCUCAAUUGACAACCAGCCUGCAAAUAAAACGAGCAUAAGUUUCUUCAAACCGUAGCUUAGCAAAAAGCCAAAUCCUCAGCAUAGAUUGCUGUUCGUAUCUGUCCAAGAACCAAGACUCUUGGGUUGACCGAAGAUUCUGAUGCCAGGCGGCAAAAACCACUUGGCGACGAGUACGAGAGAGCAACUUCUGCCUUCUUCCUCCCGAUCCAAACCUAACGGAUUGCUCAAUGCAACGACAGCAACCUUUUCGACUUCGGGCUUUCCUCCCAUCAUUUUCUCACCUUAGCUGUUCAUCGGUAUUAAGUCUGUCACUUCUCCAACUUCUCUACCUGCACUCAUAUUCCGGCUCUUAUCGCUAGAGCUUCUUGGGGGGGUUGUUCCAUCAGGAUGGCACACAAUGCUCACGAGACUGUGAUCAGCAUAGGCAAGCCAGCGGGUUUCACUGGCGGGCUUGAGUUCACCGACCUCACAUACUCCGUGACCUCGAAGAAGAAAGUGGAAGGGAAAUGGGUCAGCAAAGAAAUCGAUCUCCUCAACAGAAUCACAGGGUAUGCACCAAAGGGCUGCAUUACUGCCGUUAUGGGGCCUAGUGGAGCUGGGAAAUCCACUCUGCUUGACGGGUUGGCGGGUAGGAUUGCCAGUGGGAGCUUGAAAGGCAAAGUCUCGUUGGACGGUAGAGAGACGAGCCCUGGAUUGAUCAAGAGAACUUCUGCUUACGUUAUGCAAGAUGAUCGUCUCUUCCCCAUGCUCACUGUCUACGAGACACUGCUCUUCGCUGCCGAUUUCCGGCUGGGCGCAAUCCCCAUCUUCGAGAAGAAAGAUCGGGUCGAGAAGCUGAUCGACCAGCUUGGCUUGUCCUCUACCAGGAACACUUACAUUGGAGAUGAAGGAACCAGAGGAGUCUCUGGAGGAGAGCGGCGGAGGGUCUCCAUUGGUGUUGACAUCAUCCAUGGCCCGUCUCUGUUAUUCCUCGACGAACCCACUUCAGGGCUGGAUUCAACGAGCGCCAACAAUGUGAUCGAGAAGGUCCGCGGCAUAGCGGAAUCGGGCAGCACAGUGAUCCUGACAAUCCACCAGCCUUCAUCGAGGAUCAUCCAACUGCUGGAUCAUCUCAUCAUCCUUGCUCGAGGACAGCUCAUGUAUCAGGGAUCGCCCACCGAUGUGCCUCGCCAUUUGGGGAGAAUGGGGAGGAAAGUGCCCAAAGGGGAGAGCUCGAUCGAGUACUUGAUCGAUGUGAUUCAGGAGUAUGACCAAUCUGAUUUAGGAGUUCAGGUUCUGGCUGAGUUCACUAGAACUGGGAUGAAACCACCGCCGCUGGCUGGAGGAGGCGAUCUGUUAUCGACGGUGGCGCGAACCCCUCUUCCAUCCCGCCUCGCCAACAAGGCGGCUGCAAAACAGAGCGCUGCCUCUGGGAAGCAGCGGCUUCAUUUGAAGGCGGCGGGGAUCGAGCAAGGUGGCGGCGAUGAUGAUUUUGAUCGCAGUAUCAGGAGCCCUUCAUGGAGCGGUACACCUACUGGAAUCAUGCAGACUCUCAGGUUCACUCCUUCCCGUCAGAGGAAAGAAACAAAAGCACACAACACAAUGAGCAUCUCUUCCCCGGGAUACUAUGCGUACUCGAGCGAGAUUCUGGCCAGCACCCCGACCCCUCACAGCAGCGAUUACACCGUAAACGAGAACGAUUACUUAACUCCCGGCGCUGCUUCCUACCUGUCACCUCACGGCCCGAAAUUCGCAAAUUCCUUCUUCGAGGAGACAUGGAUUCUAAUCAGACGCAACUUCAAGAACAUCCGCCGCACUCCCGAGCUCUUCCUCUCCAGGCUGAUGGUCCUCACCGUGAUGGGAUUCAUGAUGGCGACCAUGUUCAUGAAUCCCAAAGCCGACCUCCAAGGGAUAACCAACCGCCUCAGCUUCUUCAUCUUCACCGUCUGCCUCUUCUUCUUCUCGUCGAACGACGCCGUUCCGGCCUUCAUUCAGGAGCGGUUCAUCUUCGUCAGGGAGACUUCACACAACGCCUACAGAGCGUCAUCCUACACGAUCGCUGGCGUAAUCACUUACCUCCCUUUCCUGCUGCUACAAUCGGCCGUCUACGCGGCCAUUGUCUGGAACGCCCUCAAGCUCCGCGGACCGUUUUACUACUUCUUGCUGGUCCUCUACGUCUCUCUGCUCUCUACCAAUUCCUUUGUCGUGUUCGUGAGCUCCGUGGUGCCGAAUUACAUCCUGGGUUACGCUUCGGUGAUUGCGUUCACGGCUCUCUUCUUCCUGUUCUGUGGGUAUUUCUUGAGCAGCGCCGAUGUUCCGCCGUACUGGAAGUGGAUGAACACGAUCUCCACGAUUACGUAUCCGUACGAAGGGCUGCUGAUGAAUCAGUAUCAGACGGAUGAGGUGUUCGGGAGCACGAAAGAAGGGCCGAUUACCGGGUUCGGGAUCCUGCAUUCUCUGAAUAUCAGCGGGGAAGAAUCAGAGAAGUGGAAGAGGAUUGCGGCUAUGUUGGGUUGGGCCGCUCUUUACAGGGUGCUGUUCUAUGUUGUUCUGCGAUUCUUCUCCAAGAAUCAGAGGUCGUAACUAAGAGCCAUGAAGGAUGGUGGUAUAUGACUGUAUUCUCUUAUGUUUUCCGUUCUAUGAGAAUUUUGAUUUUCCUAUUUUAAUUGUGUUCAUAUAGUUGCUUGGAGUUGAACAGAAUUGUUGACAUGGGGAAUUGUUUGUAAUCAUUAAUCAGUAGUCGCUGCAGGGGUAAGGAACUUUCAAGAAAAUAACAAAUAGUGAUGUUGUUGUAUUUGCCUUAAUAAGGCGAGAAUAAACGUUGUUUGCCAAGUUUUAGGGAUGCGUCUGUAGAGUAACAGAGUUGUCAAAUGUUUAUGUAGACCAAUAUUGUUCGAACCAAAGCGGAGUAUGAACUGACCACCCAUUUGUGCUCUUUGUCGAUUCCCUUACGAUUGGCCUAGAUGGUAUUGGAGAUGGAUAGCAGGAGAUGGAGCUCAGUUCAGAGCUGCGUUGUUUUCCUGGUUGCCAACGAAGUUGGAUCGAUAUUCAUGUGAAGUGUGUUGGAAAAUCGAAGUGUCAAGCCUUUCCUCCGUAUCGGUCAUCAAUUGGAGAUUGAUAUUUGGAAGCGAAUCACAUUCUUUUCCUCUCCUAGGCUAGCACCCAGUCUAGACAAUCGAUUGGUGACGGAGUAAGCUUUUAUUCCAUUCGUUUACCCUUCUAAUUAAAUUCGAGAUAAUAAUAGAAAGAGAGAUCAUUCCAACAUUGCAAUCAAUUCAUCCACAUGUAGGUUGAAGGAUUUACACUUAAAGGGCAAGAAGGAGAGAUGAGAGGGAACAUGGCUUCAAUUUGAGGACUAUAUGGUCAUUUGAUUUUGCUGAUCAAUUAUUCACCAACAAUCUCCAUAUCGAUCGCCAAGCACUUUUGUUGCUACCGCUUCAGAGGAAGCAGACCCGGAGAGUUUGAGAAGAUGGGAAUGGUCGGAUCACAUCAUAGAUAAGACCAUCGAAUGCUAGGCUUCUCUGAAAAACAAUUAAUCAAAGGUAGUUGGUCGAACAACCAUCCACUGUAGGGCCAAAUGCAAUUUUUGAAGAGUGGCAUUUAAAGGAAAAAGUGAGGCAAGGAAAUGAAGGAAGUUAUGGAUUUGAACGGCUCCAUUGUUGCUCUGCCUUCUAUCUCUGGUGCCAAGCUCGAGUCUCCUCAAACUCCAUCAUUCUCUCACGCUCCAAAGCAUCGCAGUAUUGCUCGUUCAAGGUCUGGUAGGUAGUCAAGUACUCCUCCUACCUCUCCAUGGCUGCUUCCAACUAUGUUAGCUAGACUCCAUAGUGUCCAAGAUGAGAUGGUGAUGGUGCUUUGCCAACUCCAUAUCCAUGCUCUUGUAUCCUUUGUAGGUGCAUGAUCGAUCUCCCUGCCUCCGUCCAUGCAUAGUAGAGUGGGCAAACAUUACUGGCGAGGUCUACUCCUUUGUGUGUAACCUUCUCUACUCCAAAGGUGUAUGUUGGCUACCUAUGCAUCGGUCAUUCCUUGCUAGGGUAUCCCACAAAUAGAAUUCAUACUCCUCUCUAUGCUCGUCUAUGUGUUGGGCUAUAGUUAGAAUAUAGCUCCUUCGUAGUAGUUCUUGUGAAGUAAUGGAUGUGUACCUCAACAGGUUCUCAACCACCAACCAUGUUGGAUGAAGCCACCAGUUGUUCAGCAAUAUGAAACAGGAUCAUGUCAUUUGUGUUCACCUUUCCAAAAUCUCCUCUAUACCUCACGUGAAAGUUAGUUCGGCCAAAGUAGUGCACAAACCUAAGGAAUGGCGACCAAAUGUGGGCUGGUGGUGAGUAGCCAAUAGCAAACUCAGCCUUCUGUUUCAUAGUGAUUGUCAUCCGUAGCUCUCAUAACACAUCCAAUAGUUGUGACUCAACUUUAGGGAUCCAGUGAUGGAGAAAAAAGAGGAGGAGCAUUCGUGUAGACAUUCGUUUAGACAUUCGAGGUGCUGCAUACUCUUACUCCGCUCGUGAUGGACUGGGAUAUCAUAGUGCUCGUGAAGAAGAAGCAUAAUCAUCUCCCUUCUUUUUGUGCUUUUUAAGCCAUCCUAGUACGCAAUUCAUUUUCCUGAUCAAUAGAAAGAAACCUAAGUUAGAAUAGAUGAAUAGGGGAAUAAUUGAUGACACUUCAUUUAUAGUGUUUAUCACUCCCAUAUUUUGAUACAAUUUCCCUUAUAUCAAUGCAUCUUUAGUGGUUUUAAUUAUAUUUCAUAUAGAAUUCAUAAUUAUUUGGAUAAUGAGUUUAUGAUAGACCUUGAGUGUGUUUCGGUACUGUUUGAUGCCUUUUUUAUGUUGUUUUGUGAUUUUCAAAGACUAUCAACCACUUUAGACAAUUAUGGAUUACCAAGGGGCCUAAUGGAUCAGAAGUAGGACGAGAAUAAAAGCUCAUGGACUCAAAAAGGUUGAAUUUGUACAUCAGAAGCUCACUUAAUGACCAAUACAAGUAGAUCAUAUAGUGAAGCAAGCCCAACUAUUGACCGAUGUCCAAUCGGAGUUCUACAAGUCAGACAUGUGGAGCACAAGCAACCAAGUAGUAACACCGCACUCUAAAACUCAUGGGUUGAACCAACAGUUCACCCGCACAGUGGAAUCUCUACCGGGGAUUACGCUAAACUCAACUCUUUUACCACUGAUAACAACAUCAUUUUUAAUACAACAUCCACAACAAUCAUUUCUCAAAUUACUCAUCAUAUACAUAUACCAAAGAAAAACUCAUAAUCAUCUGAGGGUAGAAGUGCAUGCCCUUUCUACAUCUAUGUGGAUGAAUUGUUGAAAAUGACGACUAUAGAAAGGUUUGGGUAGCUUACUAUAAAUAUCCAUUGUUUAC